Messenger RNA from Aspergillus aculeatus ATCC 16872, 480 nucleotides. Its product is annotated as GNAT family N-acetyltransferase. Gene Ontology annotation, molecular function: acyltransferase activity, transferring groups other than amino-acyl groups. The record is from RefSeq and is a predicted model, not a curated record. The transcript has a single exon. Lineage: Eukaryota; Fungi; Ascomycota; Eurotiomycetes; Eurotiales; Aspergillaceae. Bases 1 to 480 code for a protein of 159 amino acids.
AUGUCGACCGAUCUGAUCUUCUCAGACAUCCACUCCCUGAACAGGAACCAAGCCCUGAACAUUCUUGCCCAGAUCGCACGUGUCGAGAAAAAGAGUUUCCCUGCCAAUGAGGGCAUGACCUUUGGAGAGGAGCUCUGGCGCAAGAAGCCUAACACGAGGGUGCUGUAUGCGCACCUCCCAGGCGCAAAUUCCCCGCUGGUUCUGGCUUAUGCGGUCUACGUUCGCCAGAAAGGCAUUGCCCUGCUCCAUAAAGUCUGUGUAGCCGAGACUUAUCGCCGUCGGGGCGUGGGGUUCCAGCUAAUGGCCUACGUUCGCACUCGUCUGCAAAGGGAGGGUUGUCAGUAUAUCCAGUUAUGGGUGGACAAGGACAGAGCCCCAGCUAGGACUUUGUAUGCCCGCAGUGGAUAUGCAGAGCGCGAGGAAAUCUCAGAUUACUACGGACCAGGCCGGACUGGCAUUAGAAUGAUCCUGGAUUUGUAG